AUGGCAAUCAACGCGAUUAGGCAAGAGGACAUCUCCAUACCUCUCGAUUCAGACAAGGUCGACAGCUCCCUAGCCUCGAAGCCAACCUUGGUGCGAUGGUACAUGGACACUCGGCGCUGGGAUGAUAUGGCGCUCAGUCUUCCUCUGCUCGAAACCCUGACUCAAUCCGACCGAGAUGCCGUCGUAAAGUACCACCACUUGUCGGAUAAGCGCAUGUCCCUGGCGUCUCAACUUUUGAAGUACUUCUUUGUUCACCAGGCCACUGGCACAUCCUGGAAGGAUAUUGUGAUCAGUCGUACUCCUAUUCCAGAGAACCGACCAUAUUACGACUCGAGCGUGGAGUUCAAUGUCAGUCACCAGGCCUCUCUCACUGUCCUUGCAGGGACCCGUGCACCGGAGAGCAAUGUCCAAAGUAUCCCAUAUCCACCCCGAGUCGGAAUAGAUAUCGCCUGCGUUGACGAGCCCAGUCGUCGCCGGUCUGACCGACCUCCCAAGACCCUUGCAGCUCUGGCAUCUUUCGUGGAUAUCUUCUCUGAGGUUCUCUCAGCGCGUGAAUUGGACACCAUCAAGAACCCUCGUGCAACUCUUGAAUUGGCUCGCCAGCGUGGUAUCAAUACAAGCGACGUGAGAAGCGAUACCGAGGAAAGCCUAGCUCUUUACGGGAUGCGCCUCUUCUAUUCAGUCUGGGCUUUGAAAGAGGCAUAUUUGAAGAUGACUGGCGAUGGCCUUCUAGCCACCUGGGUACGCGACCUACGGUUCUCAAACGUCAUUCCCCCGGAGCCUGUUUCCAAGCGUGGUGUCACCGAGUACCCUCUCUGUGAACCCAGUCCCGUCGAUCAGUCAACCUUUAUUGCUCCUUCGGUUCAGAACUGGGGUGCACCAUACACGGAUAUUCAAAUUACCCUAAAGGGAAAACCCGUCCAACAUGUGCGCGUUCAACUAUCCGCCUUUGAGACAGACUUCAUUGUGGCCACUGCCGCGGCUGGGUCCAGCAUUGGUACCGUUUCUAGACAAGUCCAAAAUGACGGCGAUCACCACUUGCCAGGAUACAUCGAGCUAUCCGAUCGGCAUGGAACAAAGGAUAUGCGAAUUGAGCCAUCAGCAGUUCGAAAAGUUGGCGAGCGGGACCCCUGGCGCGUGCAGUCCGCAAUCAGCGACCCUUGGCUGCCCAUGCAAGAAGUCGAUAUUGACGUUGACAUUCGACCCUGUGCCGAGGGCCGUUGUGUUCACUUCCAGAGCCCACAAUCACUCUUCACAAACGAACCCACCCCAACCGUGGAAUCAACGGCUUCUCCGGAUCUCAACUACGUAUGA
Messenger RNA from Penicillium nucicola, 1314 nucleotides. RefSeq names its product 4'-phosphopantetheinyl transferase family protein. Gene Ontology annotation, cellular component: cytosol. The record is from RefSeq and is a predicted model, not a curated record. Bases 1 to 1314 code for a protein of 437 amino acids. Lineage: Eukaryota; Fungi; Ascomycota; Eurotiomycetes; Eurotiales; Aspergillaceae. The transcript is spliced from 2 exons. Gene Ontology annotation, molecular function: holo-[acyl-carrier-protein] synthase activity; magnesium ion binding.